Messenger RNA from Strongylocentrotus purpuratus (purple sea urchin), 1209 nucleotides. RefSeq lists its product as uncharacterized. The coding region runs from base 473 to 1003 and encodes 176 amino acids. The transcript is spliced from 2 exons. The record is from RefSeq and is a predicted model, not a curated record. Lineage: Eukaryota; Metazoa; Echinodermata; Echinoidea; Camarodonta; Strongylocentrotidae.
UUUAUACGAGAUUUAUGUGGGUUGAUUAUUAUACUUCAUAUCAAUUGUAUUUUAAUCCACAGUGCGCUAAACCAGUAAAUGGCUCACAUAUUCUUAACAAUAGCUUGACACAGGGUCUGCGAAUCGACACUAGACAAGCUAUUGUGCGCAUGUCUUUUGUGUAUUGUGUUGCACGCGUCACAUAGCACAGGAGGGAAGCAAAAGUCGGAAGUCAACAAAAGACAUAUUCAUUAGAUUAAGAGUAGCAAGAAAAAAUUAUUAAAAGAAACAAUUAUAAAUACAAAUAAUAUUAAGCGGAAAUUCACUCAAAAAAAGUUGACAGAGUAUCCUCGUUGGUGACGAGUUAUUUUGGUGAAAAAAGUGACUGAAUUCGACUUGAUUUCGAGCAGUUUUCAACGAUUUGGAGGAGAGAUUAUUUUGAGUUUACUUUCCCUCGUUUGCUUCCCCACCUUGCGCCCACACCGCCGCCAUCAUGCCUAACUCCGGCUUCCAGGGGCAGAUAAACCAGUCCUUCUACGGGACCCACAAGGCACACCUGGUUCCCCUGGGAGACCAGUAUGUCUCGGGCAACCUGCCCAAUCCUGCAUUUUGGAGGAGAUUUAUUCGGGACCCCGUCUCGAGCAUUGAAAAUCCUAGUGGUACGAGGGUCCUCACAACGACAGAAGUACUCGCCCCAGUCUGGCAGAGCAACAACUGCGCCGCGAACCUCUCUAAAAACGACAGGGCAACGUCAAAUACACUACCAAGACUUCAUACGUCAUCAACCUGGACAACCAACGAGGGAUCAGACCACGCCCCUCUCCGUCCUCAAGUUCCAUCCUCCGCUCGGGGGCGCUUCCGUGACGCGCACAUUCCAUUGGUCGCGCUGAACUCGCUCGCUCCUUUCGCCACGACCUACAAACCAACAUGCGGUUAUUUCUUUUCGAGGUCCACUAACAACAAAAAGAAACAGAUGGGAAUCCCCGCUACGGAUCUUGUGAAAUACCGCUACUAUGUGAAAUAAGGAUUGCAAUAUAAUAGGACGUUUACAUCAAAAUGACUUUGAUGAAAAGCUAUUGUAUAUAAUUUGGAAUCAAACGCAGACGUCAAGUUGCUUUGGAACUGUCUUCCUUCGUUGUGUCUUUCAUGGAUGACGCAAUAUUAUUGUGUGACGCACUUCUAAUUCUUGCAAUCUACUCUUGUAUAUAAUAAAAUGUUAUGCCAAUAGAA